AUGAUCCCAAAGCAGACCCAGCACCAGGCCCACAGCUGUCACAGUUCCAGUCCACCAGUGGACCCUGUCCUGGGCCUUCAGGCGAAAAUGCCUCGGCCUCCAGGUGACACUGCCCUGUGCCAACACCCAACACCUCCCCAGGUACACAGCUUCAUUGCCCCAGGCCAGCAGCAGACAGCCCUGAGUCUUCAGAAGACACUGCCCCGGGCCCACAGUGGACCCAGCCCUGGGCCCAUAGCUGUCACGGACCCAAUCCCACAGCAGACCCAUCCCUGGGACUCCAGCCGACAUUGCCCCAGGCCCAAGAUCUGUCACUGCCCUGGACCCACAGCCGACACUGCCCUGUGCCCACAACUGUCACUGCCCCAGGCCCACAGCCGACACGACCCCAGACCCACAGCCAACACUGCGCCAGCUGUCACAGCCCAGUCCCACAACGGACCCAGCCCUGGACCCAUAGCUGUCACGGUGCCAGUCCCACAGCGGAUCCAGCCCUGGGCCUUCAGCUCUCAUAGCCAUGGUCCCAAAGCAGACAUAGACCCAGACCCACAGCUCUCACGGCCCCAGUCCCACAGUGGACCCAGCCCUGGGCCCACAGCUGUCACGGCCCCAGUCCCACAAUUGUCCCAGCCCUGGGCCCACAGCUGUCACUGCCCCAGUCCCACAAUUGUCCCAGCCCUGGGCCCACAGCUGUCACGGCCCUGGUCCCACAGUUGUCCCAGCCCUGAGCCCACAGCUGCCAUGGCCCCGGUCCCACAGCGGACCCAGCCCUGGGCCCACAGCUGCCAUGGCCCCGGUCCCACAGCGGACCCAGCCCUGGGCCUCCAGGUGACACUGCCCUUGCCCACAACCAACACCGCCCUAGGCCCACAGCUGUCGCAGCCCUGGUCCCAUAGCGGAUCCAGCCCCGGACCUUCUGCUCUCACGGCCAUGAGCCCAAAGUGGAUCCUGCCCCAGGCCCACAGCUGUUACUGCCCCAGUCCCACAGCUGUUACUGCCCCAGUCCCACAAUGGACCCAGCCCCAGGCCCACAGCUGUUACUGCCCCAGUCCCACAACGGACCCUGCCCUGGGCCUACAGCUGUCACGGCCUCAGUCCCACAGCGGAUCCAGCCCUUGGCCCACAGCUAUCACAGUGCCAGUCCCACAGUGGACCCAGCCCUGGGCCUGUAGACAACAAUGCCUUCGACCUCCAGGUGACAGUGCCCUGUGCCAACAGCCAAUACCACCCCAGAUCCACAGCUCUCACUGCCCUGGGCCCACAGCAGACAGCCCUGAGUCUUCGGCUGACACUGCCCUGGCCCACAGGCGACACCGCCCCAGGCCCAAUGGUGUCAUUGCCCCACACCCACAGCAGACAGCCCUGAGUCUUCAGGUGACACUGCCCUGGCCCACAGGUGCCACUGCCCAAGGUCUUCAGGUGACAUUGCCCCGGUCCCAAAGCGGACCCAGUCCUGGACCCACAGCUGUCAUAGCCCAGGUCCCAAAGUGGACCCAGCCCUUCUGGGCCUUUAGGCGACACUGCCCUGGGCCUCCAGGUGACACUGUCACAGGCCCACAGCAGUCAAGGCCCUUGGCCCACAGCGGUCCCAGCCCUGGGCCCACAGUGGACUCAGCCCUGGGCCCACAGCUGUUGCAGCCCCCGUCCCACAACAGACCCAGCCCCGGGCCCACAGCUGUCAUGGUCUCAUUCCCACAGCUCACCCUGUUCCAGGCUUCCAGUUGA
Hemiscyllium ocellatum (epaulette shark) is the source of this 1725-nucleotide messenger RNA. RefSeq lists its product as uncharacterized. The transcript has 4 exons. The coding region runs from base 1 to 1725 and encodes 574 amino acids. The record is from RefSeq and is a predicted model, not a curated record. Lineage: Eukaryota; Metazoa; Chordata; Chondrichthyes; Orectolobiformes; Hemiscylliidae.